Ilex paraguariensis (yerba mate) is the source of this 225-nucleotide messenger RNA. Lineage: Eukaryota; Viridiplantae; Streptophyta; Magnoliopsida; Aquifoliales; Aquifoliaceae. The record is from the annotation of a GenBank genome assembly.
AUGUCAACGAGACCAUGGGUGGAGAGGAUCCAAGCAAGUCAAGAUGGUGCUGAAGGCGAGGUGAGGAUUCAACCAGGCGUCAAGGGUGAGGAGGAGACUAGCGUCGAAGGCAUGGUGCCAACGGGCAGCGACGGCGGGGCGCUGUGUGCUAGCGAGGCUGAUCGCGAAAAGGAGGGCACACCGAAGAUAACAUGCUUGGACGUCAGUUGCAGGGGGCAAGCUUAG